UUCUCUAAAGCCGAAACCCCCGGAGCCUUGUCACACCUGACCUCGGAUGUUGUCUUUGUGGUAGAUUCCUACGCCCUAUGGUCAUUCGAUUGAGAGGAUAUAGCAAUAUUCCCGCCCCUUCUUCGUGGCUUUAAGGACGUUCAGCCUAGACAACUCCAACCCUAAUCUUAAUAUCUAAGAUAUCACUAUAUAACGCGAGUUUCUGGGUUAGGAAGUCAGCUACAAGACUCAUACCGUUGCCUCGGCUGUAUCAAAUUGCCGCACAAGGACCAUGUCGUCCCCGCGAGAUCCUGUCCCAGAGGACCACAAAACAAUUCGGCAUAGCGAGGAGGAGACCACCGCGAGAUAUGCUCACUCCGAGGCUGAAACGAUGUCCUCCGACGAGACCAGCGACCAAAUCGAGGCCUUAGUCAAUAUCAACACCCGAACAUCACGCAUCUCGAUACCCUCAUUGGCGCAAAGAGUAACCUCAAUCGGUACUACCGGGACCGCCGACCCGGACUAUGAGGUCGACUGGGAAGACGAAUUCGACCGGACCAACCCGAAGAAUUGGUCUCUGGGGUACAAAGCCAUGGGGAUGACGUUCCUUUCGUACAAUACGCUGAUUAUCGUUCUUUAUUCGACCUCAUAUACAUCUGGAAUUCCACAGAUCGGCGCCGAAUUCGGCGCGUCGAAUACAGUGGUCACCCUGGGAUUGACCAUGUACCUGAUCGGGCUCGCCAUCGGAUCGAUGUUCAUGGCUCCGCUGAGCGAGCUCUACGGACGCAAACCGGUCUCGAUCGGCUGCCUGGCGGUCUUCACGAUUCUGAUCGUUCCGUGUGCGGUCAGCAAGAACCUGGCCACCCUGAUAGUCUGUCGGUUCCUCGGCGCGCUGUUCGGCAGCGUGAUGAUUUCCACGGCGCCGGGGAUGGUCGCGGAUCUCGCGCACGACGAUCAGCGUGCGCUGGCCAUGUCGAUCUGGAGUAUCGGCCCCCUCAACGGUCCAGUAAUCGGUCCGAUUGUUGGAGGGUUCGUGACGCAAUAUCUGGGUUGGCGCUGGAUGGAUUGGAUCGCUUUGAUCCUGUCCGGGGUUGCGUUGCUCCUCUCGUGUAUACUAAAGGAGACGUACGAGCCCAUUAUUCUUCAGAGGAAGGCGGCCCGUUUGCGGAAAGAGACAGGGGAUUCGCGGUGGUGGUGCCGGUACGACCAGAAGGCUAGUUUACAGGAGUUGCUGAAGGUCAAUCUGAGCCGCCCGUUCGUUAUGGCUGUCACGGAGCCUAUUUGUAUUUUCUGGAACAUCUACAUCGCAAUCGUCUACGGCAUCUUAUACCUCUGCUUCACAGCCUACCCGAUCGUUUUCCGCCAGAUCCGCGGCUGGUCUCUCGGCCUAUCCGGCCUGGCCUUCCUGGGCAUCGGGAUCGGGUGUCUCGUCACCAUCGCUUGCGAACCUCUCAUCCGCCGCAUGAUCAACAGCCACAAAAUUGACCCGGAAACCGGAAAACCCGCCCCCGAGGCCAUGGUGUCAAUCGUCUGCAUCUCCGCGCUUCUGAUCCCGGCCGGCGAGCUCUGGUUCGCGUGGACCGGCUCCCCGGCCUCCGUGCAUUGGAUCGUCCCCAUUCUGGCGGGCAUCCCCUUCGGUGCAGGCAACACGGGCGUGUUUAUUUAUGCGACGAACUAUCUGGCUGGUAGCUAUGGUGUCUACGCGGCCUCGGCUAUGGCGGGCAACUCGGUCAUUCGCAGUAUUCUGGGCGGUGUGUUGCCCCUGGUGGGAACGUAUAUGUACCAGGGCAUUGGCCCGAACUGGUCUGGUACGUUGCUGGGGUUGUUGGAGGUCCUUAUUGUUCCGAUCCCGGUUGUGUUCUAUAAGUAUGGGUACAAGAUUCGGGAGAAAAGCACUCUCAUUCGAAGGAUGCAGGAGGACAAGAAGCAUCUGGAGCUGAAGCGUAAGCGACAGAUGCAACGAGGGGACAGAGGGAUUGUGACGGAGAAGACGAAGAUGGACGUUUAACCUGACGGGCAUUUGACGGCAAUGGAAAGUCUGGGAACGCAUGAUUCGGUGGGGAAAACAAAGCAACAUACCCAAGAUAGUGUUCUUUUGGCAUGACUGAAAGAGCUUAGCAUUGAGUCUUGGUUCGAAUAAUUCCUCUCAACACCAUUAUCGUCUCCCAAGUCCGGCCGUUGUUCAGGCGCGCCCGUAGCAUAGCUCUAGACCAUCAUAGCCCACACCCACCCACCAUGCAAACAAACCUUGAAGUCAGAAAGCAAUAGCCAUUCUACCUUCAACUAACUCACUCUCCUCACCCGCCGUUCAACCUCCAACGACUCCUG
Molecule: messenger RNA, 2307 nt
Organism: Aspergillus homomorphus CBS 101889
Lineage: Eukaryota; Fungi; Ascomycota; Eurotiomycetes; Eurotiales; Aspergillaceae
Product: MFS transporter
Exons: 4
Coding region: 272-1987 (571 amino acids)
Biological process (GO): transmembrane transport
Cellular component (GO): membrane
Molecular function (GO): transmembrane transporter activity
Source: RefSeq, a predicted model, not a curated record